Molecule: messenger RNA, 1289 nt
Organism: Rana temporaria (common frog)
Lineage: Eukaryota; Metazoa; Chordata; Amphibia; Anura; Ranidae
Product: homeobox protein Mix.2-like
Exons: 3
Coding region: 13-1116 (367 amino acids)
Biological process (GO): regulation of transcription by RNA polymerase II; endoderm development; endoderm formation
Molecular function (GO): DNA-binding transcription activator activity, RNA polymerase II-specific; RNA polymerase II cis-regulatory region sequence-specific DNA binding
Source: RefSeq, a predicted model, not a curated record
ACCAGCAGGGAGAUGGCUGGAUACACUCAGGACACUGAGGACUACUUCCCAGAUUGCUUCUCAUCCAGCCCCAACCACAUGACCUUCACCGAACCCCAGACCCAGUAUGGUGGUCUCAAUCUGGUCCCAUUGCAACAUAAGGAUUUUCAGUCAGCCUGUGUGAAGGAAGAGAUAACAGAACAGGCCAUCAUUAACCAAACUUCCACCCAGUCAUCAACAUUGAAGAAGAAUGUGAAGCGUAAUAAGCAAGUGGUUGUCACUUCGCCCACAAUUAUGGAACAAGCGGCUAUAUCACAGCGCAGGAAGAGAACGGUGUACAGCCAGGAGCAGUUGGACGUCUUGGAGGAGUUUUUCCAGAGAAACAUGUACCCAGAUAUCCAUCACCGAGAAGAAUUGGCCAAACUAAUUUAUACCCCUGAGUCCAGGAUCCAGGUGUGGUUCCAAAACAGGAGAGGAAAGGCCAGACGUGAUAAAAGCAAAUCCAGUUAUUUCUCAAAUGCAAACAUGAGCUACACCAACAUCCGGCAACCAGAGAAUAUCUAUUCUACAACAUCAACACUGAAGCAUCCAAUGAUUGCCUCUGAACAACCACAGGUCAUGGCUCACCAACAACAGCCUAUGAUGAAUUUAUCACAAGAUUUGUAUAACCAAGCUCCAGAGUCUACCUCCUACCCCCAUUAUUCCUGUCCUGUUCCCCGGGACAGGUUUAUGAUGCACCAGGCCCCACCCAGCAUGUAUCAGCAACAAAAUUCACACUCCAACAACCAACAGCACUUGUACAAAAACAUGGCCCCCAUCAUGAGUCCCAAGGCAAUGGACUUAAGCAGAAGACCCUAUAGGCUGUCUACAGAGCCUGACUAUAUGAUGGACUUUAAUAGCUACCCACCCAACAAGACCAUUACACCAGAGAUGAGCGUCAACAUCCCACCAAUCCCACCAUCUACAGCUUCAAGGAACCAUGGCGAAGUCAAUCCUUUUACCAGGCAAACAACAUAUUCAAUGUCAAUCAUGCAUGAUGACUACUACGGGGAAGGUUCUGAAUCUGAUUCCGGUGUCAGUGAGAGGUCUCCAGAUUCUGUCUCCGACUCUAAAGAAAGCAUCUCUUCUGUCCUCUAGCCUAUAAAUGGGUAAACAACACCAAUAGUUAAAAGACCUGGAGGGAGCCAUUUUUGUUUGUACUGCUUUUAGGAAAUAUCUGAUGCCACACUGCCACAGCAUAAAACUUCCAAUUAAACGUAUUUGUUUAAAGUGUAAGUAAACCCCCCUAGCGUUUUCAGCCAAGGAAGCUG